Molecule: messenger RNA, 4752 nt
Organism: Emiliania huxleyi CCMP1516
Lineage: Eukaryota; Haptophyta; Isochrysidales; Noelaerhabdaceae
Exons: 5
Coding region: 1-4752 (1583 amino acids)
Biological process (GO): proteolysis
Molecular function (GO): dipeptidyl-peptidase activity; serine-type exopeptidase activity
Source: RefSeq, a predicted model, not a curated record
AUGUCGGAGAGCGACCGUGCCUCGUUCGCCGCUUAUGAUAAGCCGCAGGCCACGUGGAGACAUAGCUACGUGACCACGCAAAACACGCCCGGAGACUGCUCACAUCCCGAUAUCCCGGGCUCCAACAAUGGUCCCACUAUCGGGCCUAUCGCGGAGGGCGGGCCCGGGCCGAACCUCCCACUCAGAGUGCCGCUGCAGCUCCUCGACGCGUCCUCCUUCCCGCACGCGCGCUGCAUGGACGGGUCGCCCGCCGGCUUCUACCUCGCACGAAACCGCUCCUCUCCCGACUGGAUCUUUGAGCUCCAGGGCGGCGGCGAGUGCGCCAGCCGCUCCGGCUGCCUCAGCCGUGCGGCGACGGCGCUGGGCUCGUCGCUUCACUUUCCGCCGUCUGCCACCCUCUCCUUCCUGCUUCAGGACACAUACGCCAACCCGCACCUCCGCUCGUGGAACCGCGUGCACCUGCCCUACUGCUCGCAGGACCUGUGGACCGGCCAGCGUACAGUCCGGUCGCGCGAGACAUUCGACUACUACUUUUCCGGCCACCUCAUCGUCGACGCCGUGCUCACGCACCUCGAGCGGCACUCGGACCUCGGCUCAGCUCGCCGCAUCAUCCUGACCGGCGAGUCGGCGGGCGGCAUCGGCGUCUGGCCACACCUCGACUGGCUCGCCCAACGCUACCCGCGCGCAACGGUCGUCGGCGCGCCCAUCGCCGGCUUUUACUUUUACGCGCACCCCUACACCGGCCCAGGCCACACGGCGUCCCACCUCGCCGAUUUUCGCGAGGCGGCCUGGCCGGGCCAUUACGCGCUGUGGCAGUCGUUCGUCGACGAAAGCUGCGCGGCAGCUUUCCCGACCGCGCCGUGGCGCUGCCUCCUCUCAAACUCCUCCUGGCCGUACGUCUCCAGCCGCGCAUUUGUGAGCGAGGCGCAGAGCGACAAGGCGCACGACUGGGUGCCAGCCUCGCAGGACCCGGACUGGUCGCCGCACGUGCUGCGAUACCUCUCCCAGUGGCAGGUCAACAUGAGCGCCGCGCUGGCGCCGCUGAUGGACCCCGCCUCGCCCCACGGCGUCUUCAACCCCGCCUGCUUCCUGCACACCGGCUUCUCGGCGCACGCGCCGCUGAUCGCGAACCACAGCUACCUCGAGGCGUUUGGCGAGUGGUACUUCCGAGGCACGCCGGUCAAGCUGCAGGACCGGUGCGGCCUCCUCUGCAACCCGACGUGCGCGCACUCGGGGUCUCACCCGGCGUCGACGGGCGCCGCCGCGGCGCCGAGUGAGGCGGGGUCUCACCCGGCGUCGACGGGCGCCGCCGCGGCGCCGAGUGAGGCGGCGGCCCUCCUGUCGCUCGCUGGCGGAGAGCCACGCACGGAUCCCGAGCCGCCGAUGCCGCACCUCGCAUGCAGGCCGCGCCUGCUCGGCCGCAGCAUGAAGGCCGCUGGCCACGACCUCGCCCAGUCGCGCCGAGCCAACACCUCCGAGGCUUGCGCUGCCGCGUGCUGCGCAGACGGCCGGUGCGCCGGUGCGCUCUUUGAGCCAGCCUCGGCCAUCAGCUGGCAUGGCUGCGUCAAGGGCGAGCCGUGCUGCUUCCUCAAGACGAGCGUGGCGGACGCGCAGCCCCUCCCUGCGCCGUCGCCGGGAUUCCAAUCCGAGCUUUGGAAGAUGGACGGGCGAUCGCAAGACCCAGAGACGCUGGGAUUCCUCGCCGCCGCCCUCGGCUCGCACAUGGUGCUGCAGCGCGCCCCGCUAGCUGCUACCGUCUGGGGGUUUACCGCGCCUGGCGCCACCGUGACGUCGACGAUCGCGCCGGCCAGGCCCGAAGAGUGCGAGGCGGUACCCGCGCUCGCCUCGGGCGGCGCAUGCGCGACGCGCACUCUGACCUGCAAGGCGGGCGCCGACGGCGCUUGGCGGCAGGCGCUCCCGCCGGUUGCAGCGUCCACGGUUGCGUUUUCGCUCACGUUUGCGUCCUCAAACUCGAGCGCGGAGCGCGCAGAGCUGCACAACGUCUUAUUCGGCGACGUCUACUUGUGCGGCGGCCAGAGCAACAUGGAGUUUGCGAUGCCGGCAGACGCCAACGCCUCGGCCGAGAUCGCUGCGGCCGACGCGUAUCCUCACAUACGCAUCUUCUCGGUCGGCCAUCGCACUUCGUCCGCCACGCCGCUGCGAGACCUGCAGACCGUCUGGGAACCGUGGCAAGUGGCGAGCCGUGCGACCAUCGCCAAGGACUUCACGCCGCACUCGCACCUCUUCGCGACCUUCUCCGCCGUCUGCUGGCACUUCGGAAAGUCGCUUUCCGACCGGCUCGCGGCUCGCGGCAGUGUCGUGCCUCUCGGCCUCGUGAGCAACAACUGGGGCGGCACCAAGCUCGAGAUGUGGGCACCCGCAACAGUCUUUGAUGAGUGCGGCGUCUCCCCGCCCCCGCAGCCGCUCGGCGGGCCGAUGUGGAACGCCAUGAUCCUACCAUACGCCGCGGGCCCGAUGGCGCUGAGCGGCUUCGUCUGGUACCAAGGGGAGGCCGACACGGCGACCACUGCCACGGCGGCGCUCUACCGCUGCACCUUCCCAAAGAUGAUUGGUGCGUGGCGCGAUGCGUUUCGCCAGCCCACCGCGUUCUUCGGGUUUGUGCAGCUUAGUACCUGGUGCGGGGGAGGAGAGCUUGCCGAGGCGCUGCCGGCGAUGCGCGACGCGCAGAUGGGCGCUGCCGCGCUCCACGGAGUCGCCUACGCGACCAACGCCGACCACGGCAUGGGCUGCGCCAUUCACCCAGCCUUCAAGCGGCCCGUCGCCGAACGUCUCGCCACCGCUGCCCUCGCCGUGAGGUACAACGAGAGUGUCCGCUGGCGCUCGCCGAGGUACGUCACGGCCGAGCAGACGACGCCUCAGGCCGAGGGCACCGUUACGGUGGAGAUUUCGCUGCGCGACGUCAGCCCCGCCGGGCUUCACCUGCGGCGGCCAUUCAAUUACUUCUCCCCCGGCUACGCCGCCGCCGCCCCGGUGGCGGUUGACUGCACGGGCAGCACGCCAGUCAGCCCGACAGCUAACGUGUCGAUGGCUCUGAUGUGCGCUUGGGCGAGCCUGCUCGUCGAUGGAGUCGGCUGGCUCAACGCGUCUGCCGAGGCGACGGCUGGCGGCCGCACGCUGCUGCUCUCGGCGGUCCUGCCAGUUCGCACCUCGAGUGCAGCUCGCGUCCUGGCGACAUCUUACGGCUACGGCCCGAUUCCGAUGCUGUCGGCGUACGAUGCUGGGACCAACCUUCCCGUGCUGCCGUGGAACACCACCCUCCAAAGGGCGGCUCCGGCCGCGACCUGGGCGCAGCCGCCGUAUGCUCCGGCCACGACGGCGACGCAGCCACCGUACGACACGCGCUUCUUUGAGCAGCGCGUCGACCACGCGUCUCCCGCAGCCAACGCGACAUGGCGUCAGCGCUAUCUGAUCAGUGAAGCGCACUGGGGUGGACCGGGCAGCCCGAUACUGUUCUACACCGGCAACGAAGGCCCCAUCACCGGCUUCUGGGCAGCCUGCGGCUUUGUGACCGAGGUGCUGGCGCCACGGCUCGGCGCGCUAGUCGUCUUCGCAGAGCAGAGGUUUUACGGGGAGAGCCUGCCCUUCGGCCGCAUCGGCUCCUUCUCCCCGGCCGCUCUCGCGCUCCUCACGGCGGAGCAGGUGCUCGCCGACUACGCUCUGCUCCUCACGUCACUCAAGGCGCAGCUUCACGCGGCCGAGAGCAGAGUCGUCGCCUUUGGCGGCUCUUUUGGCGGCACUCUCGCCACCCUGUUCCGCGCGAAGUACCCGCACGUUGUGGUCGGCGCGCUCGCGGCCUCGGCGCCCCUCGGCUACUACUCUCCGACGUACUGGAAGGAGCGCGGGGUCGACGAGCUCACCUGGUUCAGGACCGUUGAGCGCGUCUACACUGAGGCAAAGGAGGGCUGCUACGAGACGCUCGUACGCGCAGUUCACCUAGCGAACGCCACUGCGCGUUCGGAUGGCCGCGCCGCCGCUGCCGCCUUUGGGCUUUGCUCGCCACCAGAGGAUGCGGACGCCUUCGUCUUUUGGGUCACCGAGGCGCUCGAGUCGAUGCCGCAGAUCGACUACCAGGACGCAGGCUCGCCCGUGAAUGCCACGUGCGAGGCGGUGCGGCGGGAGCUGCAGGGCGCCGAGCUGCUCGCCGCUCUCGCCGCCGUGACGCGCCGCUACUACGGCGUGGCCACCGACGCGUGUCUCCCGCAGACGAGCGCCCGUAAUUUGCAAGUGGCUGGCGGCACGCCGGGGGACGGGCCGGCGCCUGCGUCUAGCUGGGGGUACCAGUCCUGCAGCGAGACGCUGCACCCCUUCUCGAUUCCACCAGGCAGCUGGCGCCCGUACCGCUUCUCUCUCCCCGCGCUCACAGCGCUCUGUCGGCAGUACUACAACGUGACCCCUGACCUCCACCGGCUCGAGCGCUGGUCCGGCGGCUACGCCAUCGCCGGCAAAGACAGCGGCCACUCGAACAUCAUUUGGUCGAAUGGGCGGCGCGACCCGUGGCAUGGCGGGGGCUUCCUCCGCGCAGCGGACGCGUUGCCUGGCGGCGCCGUCUUUGUGAUGGACAGCACGGCCCACCACCAGGACCUGCGCCUGCCCCAGACUACCGACCCGCCGGAGCUCACCAGUGUCCGUGCCAUGGAGGAGCGCAUCAUUCGCGGUUGGCUGCGGGAGUCUGGUGUGGGAGGUGGGGUGGGUGGCCCCUCCCCCAAUACUGUGCACAGCAGUGUGUCUUAG